Molecule: messenger RNA, 3115 nt
Organism: Cajanus cajan (pigeon pea)
Lineage: Eukaryota; Viridiplantae; Streptophyta; Magnoliopsida; Fabales; Fabaceae
Product: LRR receptor-like serine/threonine-protein kinase EFR
Biological process (GO): protein phosphorylation
Molecular function (GO): ATP binding; protein binding; protein kinase activity
Source: RefSeq, a predicted model, not a curated record
AUGAAUAUUUCUUCAUUUUCCUCCAGUUCAUUAUGGUUCACAUGCUUUCAUGUGGUUCUCUUUUCUUCUAGCCUACUAUGUUUGCACUCUAAGUGCGCUGCUGGUGCCUUAGGAAAUGACACUGACCAAUUGUCACUGCUCAAAUUCAAAGAAGCAGUGGAACACGACCCUUUUGAGGUCUUGGCUUCUUGGAAUAGUUCAAGUCACUUUUGCAUGUGGCAUGGAAUCACAUGCAGCCUCAGGCAUCAAAGGGUCACUUCCCUUAACCUACAAGGGUAUGCCUUAAGGGGUUUGAUACCACCUGAGAUAGGUAAUCUCACUUUUCUGAGAUAUGUCAACCUUCAAAACAACAGCUUCUAUGGCAUAAUCCCACAUGAAAUAGGUCGUUUGUUCAGGCUGCAACAGCUGUAUCUCACCAACAACACAUUAAGGGGUCAAAUUCCCACCAACUUGUCUAGUUGCUAUGAACUCAAAAGCUUGAGUUUAUCAGGAAACAAACUUGUUGGCAAAAUUCCUAUGGAGCUUGGCUUUCUAACUAAGCUAGAACUUCUAUCUAUUGGUAUCAACAAUUUGACCGGUGAAAUACCUGCCUCUAUAGGGAAUCUUUCAUCUCUUGGUGUUCUCAUUUUGGGGAUCAAUAACUUGGAGGGAAAAGUGCCAAAAGAAAUAGGCCAUCUCAAAAACUUGACCCAUAUAUCUAUUGCAGGCAACAAACUAUCUGGUGUAUUUCCUUCUACACUCUAUAAUAUGUCAUUUCUCACUUUCUUCUCAGCUGGAGACAACCAAUUUAGUGGCUCUCUUCCUACCAACAUGUUCCUAACACUCCCUAAUCUCCAACAAUUUGGCAUUGGUAUGAACAAGAUCUCAGGUCCUAUCCCUGCUUCCAUUUCAAAUGCAAGCCGUUUGAUGUUGUUUAACAUCCCAAAUAAUAACUUUGUUGGACAAAUUCCAACUGGCAUAGGGAAUCUCCAAGAUGUGUGGUCCAUUGCCAUGGAACGCAAUCAUCUAGGGAGUAAUUCAUCUAAUGACUUGGAUUUCUUGACAUCUUUGACAAACUGCACCAAGUUGCAAGUGUUGGAUUUGAAUCUAAACAACUUUGGUGGUUCUUUACCCAACUCUGUAGCCAACUUAUCAAAUCAUCUAAGCCAGUUUUAUAUUGGUGGCAAUCAGAUCACUGGGAGUAUUCCUGCAGGAUUAGGAAAUCUCAUCAACUUGAUUGGCUUUGACUUGGAGUUCAACCUUCUCACAGGGUCCAUUCCAGCUUCUUUUGGGAUGUUCCAAAAGAUGCAAUCUUUGACUUUAAAUGUGAACAAACUUUCAGGAGAAAUUCCACCAUCCAUUGGGAACCUUAGUCAAUUGUUUCAACUUGACUUGUCAAAUAAUAUGCUAGAAGGAAGCAUUCCUCCUAGUGUUGGGAAUUGCCAAUAUUUACAGUACCUUGACCUUUCACAUAACACACUAAGUGGAACUAUUCCUUUGCAGGUCUUUGGUUUUCCCUCCUUGUCAUUGUUAUUGAACUUGUCCCACAACUCGUUAAAUGGUAGCCUACCCAUUGAAGUUGGCAACCUGAAAAGCGUCAACAAGUUGGAUGUUUCAAAAAAUGCUCUCUCUGGAGAAAUUCCUUCAACAAUUGGACAAUGCAUAAGCGUGGAAUUCCUUAACAUACAUGGGAAUUCCUUCCAAGGAGCCAUACCUUCAUCCUUGGCUUCACUGAAAGGCCUUCAGUACUUAGAUUUGUCACAAAAUAACUUUUCUGGAUCAAUUCCAGAAGGUCUAGAGAGUAUUCCUGUUCUGCAGUACUUGAAUAUUUCCUUUAACAGGUUGGAUGGUGAAGUACCAACAAAAGGUGUCUUUAGAAAUGCAAGUGCAAUAUCAAUAAAAGGAAAUAGUGACCUUUGUGGGGGUAUCACAAAGCUACAUCUACCACCAUGUCCUGUCAAAGUUAUGACCAACAGAAAACAUCAGGUUUGGAAGAAAAUAGUAAUAAUAAUUUCUGUGGUUGUCUUUCUCCUACUUUUAGCUUCUUUUGUUGCUUUCUAUUGGAAGAAAAAUUCAAACAGGAGAACAUCUAGUUCAAAAACAACAAUGGACCCUCUUGCCAAGGUCUCAUAUCAGACACUCCACCAAGCAACAAAUGGAUUCUCUCCCAAUAACUUGAUAGGAUCUGGUGCUUUUGGCUUUGUGUAUAAAGGAAAUAUAAUUAUGGAUUCAGAGGAAAGAGUUGUUGCUAUUAAGGUCCUGAAUCUUCAAAAGAAAGGAGCUCACAAAAGUUUCAUUGCUGAAUGCAAUGCACUCAGAAAUAUCCGUCACAGAAACCUGGUCAAGAUUCUAACAUGCUGCUCCAGCAUGGAUUACAAAGGAGAUGAAUUCAAAGCUCUAGUUUUUGACUACAUGGAAAACGGAAGUUUAGAGAAAUGGUUGCAUUCCGAGUCAGAAAUUGGAGAUCAACCAACUUUGAACCUUCUUCAACGGCUAAACAUUAUUGUAGAAGUUGGUUCUGCUUUACACUAUCUUCACUAUGAAUGUGAACAGCUAAUUGUUCACUGUGAUUUGAAGCCAAACAAUAUCCUUCUUGAUAAUGAAAUGGUUGCUCAUGUAAGUGAUUUUGGACUAGCUAGACUUCUCUGUGCCAUCAAUGGUGUCUCUCGUCUACAAUCUAGCACGAUCGGAAUCAAGGGAACUGUUGGAUAUGCUCCUCCAGAAUAUGGAAUGGGAGGUGAAGUUUCAACCCUGGGUGAUGUGUAUAGCUUUGGAAUCCUUGUAUUGGAAAUGUUAACUGGAAGGAAACCCACAAAUGAAAUGUUUAUAAAUGGCAUCAAUCUCCAUAAUUUUGUCAAAGUUUCCUUGCCAGAUAAACUCCUACAUAUAGUGGACUCAGCCCUUCUCCCAAGAGAAUUGAAACAAAUAGAAAAGGAAAACAAAAGUGAUCAGAGCAUGAAGAAGAUGCUUCCAAAUGAUGUGAAGAAAUGUUUACUUGAACUGUUUUCCAUAGGACUAGCUUGCUCAGCAGAGUCACCAAAAGAAAGAAUGAAUAUGAGGGAUGUCACCAGGGAACUGCAUCUAAUCAGAAAUGCUUUUAUUGGAAGUAAUCAAUUCAAUUGAGAUUGACUGAAAC